Messenger RNA from Stegodyphus dumicola, 2035 nucleotides. RefSeq names its product cardiolipin synthase (gene CLS). Gene Ontology annotation, cellular component: mitochondrion; membrane. Gene Ontology annotation, biological process: cardiolipin biosynthetic process. Gene Ontology annotation, molecular function: cardiolipin synthase (CMP-forming) activity. NCBI's taxonomy places the organism in Eukaryota, Metazoa, Arthropoda, Arachnida, Araneae, Eresidae. The record is from RefSeq and is a predicted model, not a curated record.
GUUCUUAUGUAUAGUUUUGUUUCGUCUAAUGCAAUGGUUUAUUUGAGUGCUAAUAUAUUUAAUAAUUCCCUUACUUCUUUCAAUUUCUUACUGAACUUCAGAAAUGUCACAAAAUUAAAAAAUGCUUUUACGCUACAAUGGAGGUAUACCGGCUCAGUACGUUUCAGCUGUAAUGAUACUGAGUUCACCCCAAAAUUGGGCAAAUUACUACUAUUUUCUAACUUACCAUCGAAAUCAUUAUGUUAUUUGUGUAGUCGAAAUGAAAGGAACUUUUCUAGGUGGACAAAAUAUUCACAGAAUGGAUUUUUUGCUGGACAAAAUUGUAGAAAAAAGCAAAGGAAUCGAAGUGUGCUGCUGGCUGAGAAAGUACAUUCUAAGUUUGUGACUGCUAAACGAGAAACAAGAAAAAGAGUAGCAAAGAAAAUUGAGGAAAUAAAAGAAAAUGUUCUUACAGUCCCCAAUGCAUUGUGUGCACUUAGGAUCAUUUCUACUCCUGUACUAGGUUACCUUGUUCUGCUCGAAUUCUAUACUGCUUCUCUUGGUCUUUUUAUUUUUGCAGGAUUUACAGAUUUAAUUGAUGGAUACAUAGCACGUAAUUUUCCAAAUCAGCAAACCAUGAUUGGAAGUUUUUUAGAUCCUGCUGCUGAUAAGCUCUUGAUUGCUACUUUGUUCGUUACCCUAACUGCAAAUGGUCUUAUUCCAGUUCCACUGACCUCUUUAAUUAUAUUAAGGGAUGCCUGCCUGAUGGGUGCUGGCUUUUAUAUACGCUAUGUGUCCUUACCACCUCCUAAAACUCUGAGUCGAUAUUUUGACAUGUCAUUUGUUACUGCCCGAUUAUCACCUACAGCUAUAAGUAAGGCAAAUACUCUGAUACAGUUAUCCCUCGUAGCUGCAUCUCUUGCUGCACCAGUUUUUAGUUAUGUGGAUCAUUUGUAUUUGCAUAUCCUUUGGUACAUUACCGGAACUACCACAGUUCUCUCAGCUGCUAGUUAUUUGUACUAUAAGCAAUCUACAUACAAACUAUUUACAUUACCAGAAAAGAAGAAUAAAAGUUGAUCCUUUAUUUUAUGAGGAAGAAAAGUGCAAUCUUGCAUCUGUUGAUAUUUUAUUAAGUGCUUUAGAUUGUUACAAUAUAUAAAAAUAACUACAUGAUCUAUUUUAUCUGGUAAAUAAAAUUUUCAUAAUAUUUACCAAAGUACCUUAUGAUUAAGUGUUAAGUAUACUACUGUCCCUGAAAUUGAAAUUAUAUUACAUAGAACCUCAUGAAAAGGAAAGGGAAUGUUUAUUAAUUAAUCUAAUUUAAAAUAAAACUGUUAGCUCCUUUUUAAUGUUAAUUGUUACAUUUGCACAAUUUUGUAAAGAUAUAUAAAUUAUCAAUUUUGAAAGAAGUGCAAGGAAAAGAUUUUAAAAAUUUAUUAGCAUAUGACAUCAUGAAGUAAAAUUUUUUAAUUAAAUUGUAAAUUUGUAUAAAAUUUCAUCAAUUAGUUCAGAAUAUUUAAGGAAUAUUUAUGAGCAAGCAUGUUGGAGAGAAAUUUUACAUUAAAUACAAUCAAAAAUAUUUUUGUUUUAGCAUGUUGUUGCAUAUCUCAUAUCUUUUUGUAAUACACAUUAUAAAAUAUCAGUUAUUUCUUUGUGAAGUAGUGUGCUUAGAUCUUUGUGAAGAGCUGAGACAUUUGUGUCCCAGCCUUUGGCUUGAAAAUCGUUUGUCCAAAAAAAUCCUAAAUGCUAAAUUUACCUUAAUUAUGACAUAUUUGGUUAGGAAAUGGGGUAAUUUUUUUUAAAUUCGUAAUCAAAUGGUUAAAUUAUAUUGUAAUUAGUUAACGUUUAAUAAGUAUCCUUUUUUCCAACAAUUUUUAUUUAUAACACUAGAUUAAGUCUUCAUACAAAGAAAUAGAAACAAUGUAAAUAAAGACAAAAUAUAAAAUGACCGAAAGUUGUUGAAAUAAUGUGAAAGUAAAAAUAAAGGAAAUGGCCACUAUUUGCACUCAGCUGUUAACAUUUGAAAUAUGGAAAUAAAAAUUUUAGUGAAAUUUAA